GACUCCCAAAGGCAGAGGCAUGAUGGGACUUGUAGUUUCGCAACAGCUGGAGGGCCGCCAGUUUGACACCCCUGUUGCGAAACUACAAGUCCCAUCAUGUGUCCUCCUUUGGGAGUCAUGCUUGUAACUGUCAAUCUUGCAAUGCCUCAUGGGACUUGUAGUUUGGCAACAGCUGGAGGGCCACCAGUUUGACACCCGUGCAUUGGAUCAUUGGGUCAGUUUGACACCCCUGAUCAUUCUGUGCAUGCCCACAGCUGCAUCAAUCACUUGGGGGGGGGGGUUGUAAUUAACAAUAGC
This is a messenger RNA of Staurois parvus, 297 nucleotides long. The record is from the annotation of a GenBank genome assembly. Lineage: Eukaryota; Metazoa; Chordata; Amphibia; Anura; Ranidae.